Messenger RNA from Lactuca sativa (garden lettuce), 570 nucleotides. RefSeq names its product protein transport protein Sec61 subunit gamma-1. Lineage: Eukaryota; Viridiplantae; Streptophyta; Magnoliopsida; Asterales; Asteraceae. Gene Ontology annotation, cellular component: membrane. Gene Ontology annotation, biological process: protein targeting; intracellular protein transport. Gene Ontology annotation, molecular function: transmembrane protein transporter activity. The record is from RefSeq and is a predicted model, not a curated record.
GGUAUUAUUGUGAUUUUCUAGAACAUGGAAGCAUAUUACUGUCAUUUAUGAAUAAAAAGAUUUUCGUAACCGUAAUCCCCCCCUUCAUUUUUUCUCCCCAACUACUCCUUCGCCGUUUUCUCGACGCUUCGACAAUGGACGCCAUAGAUUCAGUCAUCGAUCCUUUGAGGGGGUUCGCUAAGGACAGUGCUCGCCUUGUAAAGAGGUGCCACAAACCUGAUCGCAAAGAAUUUACAAAAGUUGCUUCUCGUACUGCCAUUGGAUUCGUUGUAAUGGGAUUCGUCGGCUUCUUCGUUAAACUAAUCUUCAUUCCUAUUAAUAACAUCAUCGUCGGCGCUUCUUAGGGUAAUUUUCGUCUGUUGUUGCGCAAUUGCUUGAUUGUGUACGCAAAUUUACAUGCAUUCGCCUGUUCUAUUUCAUGUAUUCUAUGUUUCAGCACUGAAGCGAUAAGAUUGAGAAGUGUAUUUGUGGUUUAUGAUGAUCGUACUAUUUUGUAUAUCCUGAUAAUCUGUCGCAGAGGAAUUGCUGGAUUGUUGAUGAAAUUUUACAUUCAUUCUCCUUUCUAUUUCA